Aspergillus calidoustus is the source of this 828-nucleotide messenger RNA. NCBI's taxonomy places the organism in Eukaryota, Fungi, Ascomycota, Eurotiomycetes, Eurotiales, Aspergillaceae. The record is from the annotation of a GenBank genome assembly.
AUGUACCAUCUGGCAAAGUCCCUGUAUAUGUACGCCACCAGCAAAGAGGAAUACUCCGUCCUCCUCCUCGGCCUCGACAACGCAGGCAAGACUACGCUCCUCUCGCAGAUAAAAGCCCUCUACCAGUCCCGAGCAGAUGGAACACCCGCGCCAAAUCCCGGUAAAACAGUUCCCACCGUCGGACAGAAUGUCAGCACAAUCUCUCUACCGGAUAUGUACCUGAAGAUAUGGGACGUCGGUGGGCAGAUCUCCAUGCGCAACCUAUGGCAGAGCUACUACUCUAGCUGUCACGCGAUCGUCUUCGUGGUGGAUAGUACCGAUGUUGGCCAGAAUCCGGAUAUCACACGGCUUCCGUCUAUCUCUACUGCAUCGUCUGCGAAUAACACUCGGAAACCCUCGGCUGCGGGGUUAGCGUCAGCGGAAAAGACGGCGGAGGCGGGGGUGGAAGAAGAAGCAGACGUUGAUAAUGACGUUGCAGAGAACUCAUUCACCGAACAACUGGCCGGCAUCAACGCGCCCGGUAGCGAUUUCGGUCGACUCGACGAGUGUCGACAGGUGCUAGAGUCCGUCCUGCGGCAUUCGGACGUCUCAGGCGUGCCCAUCCUCGUGCUUGCGAACAAGCAGGACCGGGAGGAUUCGGUUGAAGUCGUCCGUAUCAAAGAGGGAUUCGUGAGGAAGGUCUUCGAGGGUGAAACAGGCGGUGUUGUCCGCGAUAGUCGGGUGCUACCAAUCAGUGCGCUCAUGGGAUCCGGAGUGCAGGAAGCUGUCGAAUGGAUUCAAAGCAGAGUGAAGUGGAAUAAAGAGGGGAGACCACCGGUUAUGAGGUGA